This is a messenger RNA of Daucus carota subsp. sativus, 609 nucleotides long. RefSeq lists its product as uncharacterized. Gene Ontology annotation, biological process: DNA integration. Bases 1 to 609 code for a protein of 202 amino acids. The transcript is spliced from 2 exons. Gene Ontology annotation, molecular function: nucleic acid binding. The record is from RefSeq and is a predicted model, not a curated record. NCBI's taxonomy places the organism in Eukaryota, Viridiplantae, Streptophyta, Magnoliopsida, Apiales, Apiaceae.
AUGCAUUUGACAAAUAUUCUUGAGGUAGAGUUGUUUGAUGUGUGGGGAAUUGAUUUCAUGGGCCCGUUUCCUCCCUCUUUCAAUAAUGAAUACAUCUUAGUGGCUGUUGAUUAUGUCUCUAAAUGGGUGGAAGCUGCUGCCUAUCCCACUAAUGAUGCCAAGGUUGUCGUCAAGUUCUUGGACAAACAUAUCUUCACUCGCUUUGGAACUCCACGAGCAAUCAUCAGUGAUGAAGCUGAGUUGUCCAAUAGAGAAAUCAAGGGUAUUCUUCAAAAGGUUGUAGAUCCUAACCGUAAGGACUGGUCUACAAGAUUGGAUGAGGCUCUUUUGGCUUAUCGUACUGCAUACAAAACUCCUUUGGGUAUGUCUCCGUACCGCUUAGUUUUUGGGAAAGCGUGUCAUUUACCAGUUGAGCUUGAACACAAAGCUUAUUGGGCUCUGAAAAAUUUAAAUUUUGACAUGCAACUGGCCGGUGAAAAGAGAAUGUUACAACUUGAUGAGUUAGAUGAACUCCGGUACUUUUCCUACGAGAAUGCUAAGCUCUACAAGGAGAAGACAAAGAAAUGGCAUGAUAAAAACAUUCAAUCUCGAGUGUUUGAGGUGGGGUAA